Molecule: messenger RNA, 561 nt
Organism: Perkinsus marinus ATCC 50983
Lineage: Eukaryota; Perkinsozoa; Perkinsida; Perkinsidae
Exons: 1
Source: RefSeq, a predicted model, not a curated record
CGAUUUGGAUGCCAGUGGUCACACUGUUCAGUCUCGCCAGGCUGUGCGUGAUGAGAUUGACCGCUUAGUUCAGACUGCAUUAGAGGCCAGGCAGCAGCGCCUUGAUGAUACUCGUGGGUUACGUCGCCGUGGUCCUCCUCCGGUCGGUACUGAGGUCAUUGUUUUUAACCCUAACACUCUGGGACGCGGAGGGAAAUACGAUCGGACGAUCUACCGCGUCCUUGAGAUUAUUCGUGGCGUUGUCCUGAAGCUGGUAGAUGCCAAGGUGCCAGAAGACCAAGUUAUCCCCAGCAUGAUUAAGGAAACUCACUACGCCAAUGUUCGCCCUUACUAUCGUCCAUCCGGGGGGCAUGUGGUUUGAUGGAUGGUCGAUAGUGGGCCUCACGCACAGGUUGUGUGCGCCACAGGUGCCUGCGUGCAAUCAUGUGCACGCGUGUUUUUGCUCGGGCCGAGCAAUGGCCAGUCCUUUAUUCGUACAACCCAAGUCUGAGUCGUAGUAGACCCCAUCUCCAUCAGAUUUAUGUCUUAGUAGUAAGUUAUUGACCUUGAGACUUAAUGGCA